CCCAUCUCAAAGAAUCCUUCAAAACCCUUCUCUUAAAUUCUUGAUUCCACAAAGAAAGCAAGGAACUUUACACAAAAUCAGCCCAAAUGAUGAAGAGCGAAACGACCACCAUUGAUGUACCAGAGUCGAGCUCGGUGGCUAAAGGGAAAGCUCCUCUCAUUGGGGAAGUGAGAGAACAUCCAUCAGGAGGGUACAAAAGAGGACUCUCCAUCUUUGACUUCCUUAUUCGCGUAGCCGCCAUUGUUGCAGCUCUUGCUGCCGCCGCCACUAUGGGUACUAGCGAUGAGACCCUCCCAUUCUUCACCCAGUUCUUCCAGUUUCAAGCCAGCUACGACGAUCUUCCUACUUUUCAGUUCUUUGUGAUUGCCAUGGCAAUAGUUGCAGGGUACCUUGUCCUGUCUCUUCCAUUCUCCGUAGUUACAAUCGUUCGCCCACUCGCAACCGCUCCAAGACUCCUCUUGCUCGUUUUGGACACUGCGGUUCUAACGCUGAACACGGCGGCGGCCUCUGCAGCUGCAGCACACAGCUGGAAGCCGAACACGAACUGGCUUGCGAUAUGUCAGCAGUUUGGAGAUUUCUGUCAGAAAACAAGCGGAGCCGUCGUCUCUUCCUUCAUCGCCGUCGUCUUUUUCACUCUUCUCGUCGUCAUAUCAGGCGUCGCCCUCAAACGCCACUAGUUUCCACUACUUGUAUCUGUGUGUGUGUAUUACGUACAGGCUCUUAUAUAUAAGACCAUGAACCAUGGCUUUUGUAUGUUCUCUUCCUGUUUUUUUUUUUAUAUUACAUAGUUUAUGGUUCAAAAAAAAACUCAAGAAGAGCCUGUAUCUGUGAAACAUAUUAGAUACGAUCCUUUGUGUUAA
Molecule: messenger RNA, 860 nt
Organism: Tarenaya hassleriana
Lineage: Eukaryota; Viridiplantae; Streptophyta; Magnoliopsida; Brassicales; Cleomaceae
Product: casparian strip membrane protein 2
Exons: 3
Coding region: 87-677 (196 amino acids)
Source: RefSeq, a predicted model, not a curated record